Messenger RNA from Entelurus aequoreus (snake pipefish), 2418 nucleotides. Its product is annotated as zinc finger protein 239-like. Gene Ontology annotation, molecular function: RNA polymerase II cis-regulatory region sequence-specific DNA binding; DNA-binding transcription factor activity. Bases 420 to 1112 code for a protein of 230 amino acids. The record is from RefSeq and is a predicted model, not a curated record. Gene Ontology annotation, biological process: regulation of transcription by RNA polymerase II. Gene Ontology annotation, cellular component: nucleus. The transcript has 6 exons. NCBI's taxonomy places the organism in Eukaryota, Metazoa, Chordata, Actinopteri, Syngnathiformes, Syngnathidae.
UCAAUGAGAGACUGUAAUGUAAUUAUAAAAUAAAACAGAAGAUGGCGGUAAUGCAACACAUAUGGAUGCCAGCUGCCUUAAAACUUUAAAGAAGAAGAAGAAGAAGACUGCGUGUGAACAAAACAAGUCGGGAAAAAGCGAAAUGGCGUUUGAUAGAGAAUACGUUAUAGUGGUUAAUAUAGCGCUGUUUUCUUAAUCAGUGCGUACAUGUACACAUGCAUGCUGUUUAAUACAGUAGACAUCGUUUAUAACUCUGUGCAUCCAGAUACAUUUGUCUGAACGCACGUUGCUGCUUACUGUGCUAACUUAGCUUGCUAGUUAGCUUAGCUUGUUAGCUGCUAACAAAAAGACCAACAAGUGAUCAACACAUCGCUAAGCAGAGAUCAAGUGUGGGUGUAAAGUGUUGUGAUUGUGUGAAAAUGGGCGAAAGAACGAUAGCAGAGUACACAAAGGAACUUUCUCGAACAAAAGAGGAGAAGGAGCCACAACAUCAACUACUGGACGCUGUUUUCAAGAAACAUCAAGUUGUGUUACACAGAACAGCGUGUCGUAGAUGGUCUCCAAGUGAAUGUGGGAGCUGUGCUCUAAAGAGGAAAUAUGGAUGGACACACUCCAUAAAAACACCGCAUAGUACAACAUGUUUUGACGUCCAGCAGCCCCCCCACAUUAAAGAGGAAGAGGAGGAGCCACAGCCCCCCCACAUUAAAGAGGAAGAUGAGGAAGUGUGGAUCACUCAGAAGGGAGAGUGUCUUCCAGGGCAGGAGGAGGCUGAUCUCACCAAGUUUCCCCUGACUGUUGUCUCUGUGAAGACUGAAGACCAUGAAGACAAACCACCUGAGUUCUCACACCUUCAUCACAGUCCAAAGCGACUCCAGGCCUAUACAUUUAACACACACCAUGGUCCAUGGCUACAUAUGCACAGUACCCCCACCCCACGCCUUUGCCACCGCUUCACUCCACGUGGUAUGACGGACAACGGAGCAGCCCCCCUGUGGCUGGCAGCUAAGUGUUCCCUAUUUACUUUUACCCUACGAACCCUGGUGGACCCUGGGAUCCUGUGCGUGUGUACAUGUGUGAAGAACAUCUCCCUGAACAACAGGAGUCGAGCAUAAGAAUGGUAAAGGAGGAGCCACAGCCCUCCCAAAUUAAAAAGGAAGACAAAGCGUCACAGAUCUUUCACUUCAAUAAGGAAGAGGAGGAACACAGCAUCCGUCAGGAGGGACAGCAGCUUGAAUGUUUGGAGGAAUCCCCAGUGAUUGGUGUGAUUGUGAAGAGUGAAGAUGAUGAGGUCAAAAGUGAAAGUGAGGAGAAGAGAGAGGCGGAGCCUCCAGGCAGCAGCUCAACUCAACACAUGACAACAGAAGCUGAUGGAGACCACUGUGGAGGAUCACAAGCAGACAAGAUCUUAGCUCCACUAUCAGAUAGUGACGACACAACGUCUCACUCUCCUGACACUGAUGAUGAAGACUCUGAAGAUGAUAAGACAUGUCACACUGACAACACACACUUUACAUGUUCUCACCGUGACAAAACUUUUAAAUAUCGUGAUCUGAAAAAACACAUGAAAACACACACUGGAGAAAACCCCUUUUCCUGCUCAGUCUGUGAUAAUGGAUUUGUACAACAAAAUGUGUUGAAAGACCCUUGUUCCUGUUCAAUCUGUGGUAAAGGUUUUGUAACAAGUCAAAAUUUAAAAGUACACAUGAGAACACACACCGGAGAAAAACCUUUUACAUGUUCAAUCUGUAGUAAAGGUUUUGUACAAAGUCAAUAUUUGAAAGUACACAUGAGAAUACAUACUGGAGAAAAACCUUUUACAUGCUCAAUCUGUAGUAAAGGUUUUGGAGGAAGCCAUUAUUUGAAAGCACACAUGAGAAUACACACUGGCGAAAAACCUUUUUCUUGUUCAGUCUGUGGUAAAGGUUUUGCAAUAAGUCAAAAUUUGAAAGUACACGUGAGAACACACACUGGUGAAAAACCAUAUUUAUGUUCAAGCUGCAACAAAAGCUUUUGUCACCAAACAGCACUUGUAAGACACAUGAGAAUACACACAGGUGAGAAAGUGUUGAGUUGCAGUGUGUGUGGUGAAAGAUUUUCGUAUAAGUACCAGUGUAAGAAACACAAGUGUGCUGGUGAGAACAGCAGCAGCAAAUGAAGAUGCAGGAUUUGAAAUAAACUGUCAACACUUUUGACUUUCUAACAACAUCAGCACAUAUAACAUGUGUGACAUCAUUGUUGUGUGUAUAACACAAUCUUGUUAGUAUGCUUCUAACAUUUAUAGAUUAGAUAUUUUAGAUAUAUGCUUUUUCAGUCAAUUACAUGUAUUAAUAUACAACAUUGUGUACUUUUAUUUAAAAAUGAACAGAACAAUUUGACUCAAAAGGUGAGAGUAAACAGUACAAAACAUGUUACAUACAA